ACGUUUAGCCACUAGUCGGCCUCCCGGAGCGGGGCAGACAUACUGUCCGGCUCAGCCUCGCUCUUUGUGGGAAGUAGCAGGCAGUCAGAGAGGAUGCAGAGGCCUGCCAGUCCCGCUUCACAUCCAUUAUUAACCCGGGGCUGUUAGGCUGGUCCGGGCUAUGGCUGCGCCUAUCGCGCAUUUCGACGAAGACUGGCCCAUUUUCAGUGAUCGGAACAUGGUAGCGGACCAGCGGCUGCUGCUGCCGCAAAAAGGCCGAGCAGCCCUCACCGCCGCGGGGGGAGAAGAGGCGGCUGCAGCCCUGCAGCUUCUCCCGGGAGAGGGUGAUGAUGAUGAUGAUAUCCCUGACUUGCACGACGUCAGCUUCUCUCCUGGGGGGACCGGUGUGUUCAGGUCCAUUGAGGAUUUGGUGAAUGAUUUUGACGAGAAGCUGUCAGUGUGCUUUCAAAAUUUUGACGCAAAGACUGACAGUAUCGCUCCUGUGAGUGUUCUCGGGGAGGACACCCUGCUGGAGACAGACGAGUGAGUGUUUCUGUUCGGUGUGUGGCCUGUCCGAAAGAUACAUGUCGUGUACAAUUUUUGGAUUUAAAGCAUUUUACUGUCUGCUAAAUGAAAACCAUUCAAACUGCUGCAACAGAGUAUAGGAAACCAGUAUCAGUUUCAAAGGGGUACCGGGUUUGUUUGGGAUGUGAUGGGCAGCUACCCGCCACCAUCUUUAAUGAGGUCAUCAAAACACAGGACAGCAGGGGGCUGCUGCUGCUGUGUCUCUGUCCCGACCAUAGAGUCUAUGGUCCCGACACAAACACACAGAAAAAUAAGAUAAAUCAUUGAAACGUUUAGCCAAACAAGUGCCUGAAUAUCGGCUUGUUAUCGGUAUCUGUCCUUGAAUGACUAUUAGAGAGAUAUAGGCCGAUGUGGGUUUACCGGAUGGGGUGUUUCUCUUUGUGAAGCCCUCACCGAUAUGAAACCUUACCAUUUUUUAAACAUGCACAUUAUUGCUGUUCAAAACUCGUUUUUAUACUUGGGGGAAAAAAAUGGUUUGGGUGAAUUUUUAAAGAUGUUUUGAGAUCAUUCAAUUAAUUUAUAAAUAUAAAUAUAUUUUUGGUUAAAGCCUCUUAAAAGUAGGAAUUUUGUGAUUUUUUUUUUGUCAGUUUUGUCCUAUGUCCUUCUUAUCUCUAAAAUUAUUUCAAUACAGUACCAUCCACUUUUACUUAAUUGCGUGCAUUAGCACCGAAUAAUUGGGGAAUUUAGAUAACUUUAGUAAGUAAAUAAAGUUUAUUUAUAGAGCGCUUUACACAGAUAAAAAUCACAAAGCACUGUACAUAAAAUAAGUGCAAUUAGAUAAACAUAAAACACUACAAAAAAAGAUAAGUACACGUACACAAAUACGAAUACAGUACAGUGAAUAUGGAGAUAAGUGCAGAUAUAAAAGAUAAGUCAAAGAGACAAACAAAACCCUGUUAUUUAAAAACUUGUCUAAAUAAAAGAGUCUUCAACUGCUUUUUAAAAGUAUCCACUGAGUCGAUCAAACGGAGGGAGAGGGGCAGAUCAUUCCAGAGUCUGGGGGCUACCAUCUUAGAAACCCAGUCUCCCCGAGUUUUAAAACGGGUCUUCGGCACCAUUAGGGUGUUCUGGCCUGAUAACCGAAAACUUUCGUCUUUUAAGCUUUGUUUCAGCAGUUUACUUUUCUUUUUUAUUAGUUAACGAACAGCUUUUGCAUUAAAAGUCUCUGAUUUAAUUGGUAUUCUAUUAAAAAGAGGGAAAAAAACUUGUUAUAAGCUGCAAACAGGACUCCAGAGUUGUAUCAGGGGGGCUUUUAUGCCUUCACAUGUCGCUGUUCAUGGCAGCAUUUUCAACUUGAUAAAUUCUUUGGGGGAUUAUACUUUUGCUUAGACUCAAAUCUUUUUAAUACAGCAGGGACUCUGGGCUGUGAUAUUUCAAAAGGUUUGUUAUGUCUUUAAAUUGACAGUCCCACCAGCACUCUCAUGAAGAUACGUUUAAGUAAUGAAAGGGAUAAUCCACCACUUCAUGCAAAAGUAAAGCAGAACCAUGUUUGAGGUGCUGUCAUAGUCUCACAGUAAAAACAUUGACUGUUUUUUGACCAACUAGAUUGCAUGAUGGGGAAAAAUGAAAAUAAAUGAACAGUGUUGAUAAAGAGGUCAAACUCGGACACACUUGAUCCUACAUCUCCCAAAAUGCAAUUGGACAACCUUUUUUUUUUUCUUUUUAGACUCACUGGCUGGUAAAUGACAACAUCUGUCAAACUCCAUGCCCUAGUUGGCAUCUGGCAUUAUUUUCUCUAGAGGAAAGGAGGACAUUCAACAACAGACUGAGUAGUGCUGAGUAAACAGAGCUGUAAACACUUUCAGUUUGUGUCUGAAAUCUCCUCUUUUCUCCUCAGAAUCUGGAACGCUUUGACCAGCAACUAUGGCUGUGUGAUGCCGGUGGACUGGAAAAAGUCUCGGACAUGCUCCCUUCACAUCCCCACUUUUAACCUGGAGGAGAAACCUGUGAGUGACUCCACUCCCAUUUGUCCCACUCCUUCCUCCCUUAGUCUCCAAACUUCUCUUUUUCCAUCUCAUAAAUUAAACAUAUUUGCAGUGCCAGGUUUUUGGACUCUUGAUAACAUUCCCUCUCCCUCAUUCUGCUCCUGAUAAGAAGAAGGCUGAUGUGGCAGUGGAGCUGUCUGAUGAUGAGGAACUCAGGGAGCAGCUUGACAUGCACUCCAUCAUUGUCUCUUCCCUGGCAGAGGAGCCGCUCUUCACAGCAGAGCAGGUAAGUAACACGUUAACCUCCAGGUUAUCCCUGACGCAGCCGCAGAGCAGCAGCUUAACAUGGCUGAAAUUAAUCCUCCCGAUUUAAUAACUGAUGAUCACAAGCUAAGUCUGAGUGCUGCCUUUCUCUCUCGCUCUCUGAUGCGUAUGUGUUGAUGCUCGGUGCAGGUUAUCGAGGAGAUAGAGGAGAUGAUGCAGGACUCCCCUGACACAGAGGCAGCACACAACCCGUCUCAGUCGGACCUCUCAAUGCUCUCUUUGGACGUCCAACGAGUCACCAGCAGUCCCAGCUUUGAGAAAAGUGAGUGUCUGAAAGUCAGGCCUUGUAAUCAAAAAUGUACCCUGAUACUUCUCUUGCACUUGUUUGUCUUCUUGUUUAUUAUUGAGACAGUUGUACCAUAUCAAUAUCAAUGUCAGUCUUGAUACAUGUUCAUCAAAUAUUAUGAUGUUCCUCUUCCUUUUAAGAUGUUUUCACUGUAACUUCAAGGUUAAAAAAGGGAAAAUAACCUUUUGUGUUUGUGUGUCUGUGUUCCAGAGGUGAGGACCCUGAGCAUUGCUGAGCUGAAUGAACGUCUGGAGGAGACAGAGACCAACAUCAGGAGGUUCUCGGAGGAGCUUGUGCAGCAGCUAGCUCUCAGAGAUGAGUUGGAUUUCGAGAAGGAGGUGAAAAACAGCUUCAUCUCUGCGCUCAUUGAUGUCCAAAACCGACAGAAAGAGCACAGAGAGCUGCUGAAGAAGAAAAAGAAGCUUAAAAGCGGAGCUGGGGCAUCACAAAGCCAGGGGGAGAAGACAGCCGGUUCGGUGAAUAGCAUGACUUUCAUGUAGCCUGGUUGUGUGUUGAUUUUCUUCCUUGGUUAUUUCUUUAGAUAUUUGGCUUUUUUGGGAUAAGUCCUUUUCCUACUUUUCUGCAUUUCUUGGUGGUUAUUUUCUUCUACCAGUCAGUUUUAUUUCCUCAGUUCUUCUCUCCUUACUUUAUCUUCUUCUGCUUUCCUUCCUUCUUCUUCAGCGCUUCAGCAUGGAGGGACUCUCCUCUGUCAUUCAAAACAGCUUCAGGCAAACUUUUGGGAGUGGGUGCACUGAAAGACAGGUUACUUACUAUUUCUCUCUCAACUGCUCAUCUUGUCCCUUGUUUUCUCCACAUAAAUCAACACUUAAUGUGACUGCCAUCCCAGAGAAAAUCCCACUUUAACUUGAUACUUUAAGAACCUUUUUUGUAUUUCUUUUUUUUGUGGAUUUUUAGUAUCUGACCACAGUCAUUCCAUAUGAGAAGAAAGGACAUCCCCCAUCUCUGGAAGACCUCCAGAUUCUCACUAAAAGUAUGUUGUUGUUGUUUUUUAAACAAUGUCAGCUACAUUUGAGCUGAAGAAAGUUGACUGAUUAAGUCAGUCUGAUUCUGUUUUUGUUUGUCUUACAGUUUUACUAGCGAUGAGAGACGACAGUGACAAGGUGCCCAGCCUCUUAACAGACUAUAUUCUCAAAGGUGAGCUCUACUCUUCUCCUGGUUGUUUGACAGUCUUGAAGCUUAUCAUUCUUUAAAGAUUAUAACAGAUCACUGACUGAGCAGUUGUGACUAUGCUAAGAGUUGUACUUCUCCUCAAUAGAAGAAUAGAUUUAUGUAACUUGUGACUUUUUAUUUAAAUAUAGGCUCAAUUUAGAUUUGAUCCCAGCAGCACUUUUCAAAUCCGUUGGUACAGGAGCAUGUUUACUAGAGUGUUGUAUCACUUCUUCUGUGACAGGACAGCAAACACUUGGGAGCUGAGGAGUCCAGUUUCUGGAGUUAUGUCAGUGAAAUAUUGUCCCGUUCUUCUGAACUGAUUAAGCAUUUCAGCGUCCUAACAGUUUUAGGUCUGCUUUGUAGUCCACAUCAGUCCUUGAUGCUUCAAAUGCUUUGAAUGGGUAACAAGUCUGGACCACAGGCAGGUCAAUUUAGUGCCAUGACUCUUCUACUUAAGGGCCUUGCUGUUGUACAAAACCCAAUUCCAUUGAAGUUGGGAAAUUGUGAUAAACGUAAAAACAGAAUACUAUGAUUUGCAAAUCCUUUUCAACCUUUAUUCAAUUGAAUACACAACAAAGACAAGAUAUUUAAUGUUCAAACUCAUAAACUUUCCUUUCCUUUCCUUUCCUUUUAACAACACUCAAUAAACGUUUGGGAACUGAGGAGACUGAUUGUUGAAGCUUUGAAGGUGGAAUUCUUUCCCAUUCUUGCUUGAUGUACAGCUUCAGUUGUUCAACAGUCCAGGGUCUCCGUUGUCGUAUUUUAUACUUCAUAAUGCGCCACACAUUUUCAAUGGGAGACAGGUCUGGACUGCAGGCAGGCCAGUCGAGUACCUGCGCUCUUUUACUACGACGCUACGCUGUUGUAACACGUGCAGAAUGUGGCUUGAUAUUGUCUUGCUGAAAUAAGCAGGGGCGUCCAUGAAAAAGACGUUGCUUGGAUGGCAGCAUAUGUUGCUCCAAAACCUGUAUGUACCUUUCAGCAUUAAUGUUGCCUUCACAGAUGUGUAAGUUACCCAUGCCUUGGGCACUAAUGCAGCCCGACAACAUCACAGAUGCUGGCUUUUGAACUUUGCGUUGAUAACAGUCCGGAUGGUUCUUUUCCUCUUUGGCCCGGAGGACACGACGUCCACUAUUUCCAAAAAUAAUUUGAAAUGUGGACUCGUCAGACCACAGAACACUUUUCCACUUUGCAUCAGUCCAUCUUAGAUGAGCUUGGGCCCAGAGAAGCCGGAUGUUGUUCUUAAACUGUUCGACUAUUUGCUCACACAAUCGUUCAUAAAGUGGUGAACCUUGCCCCUUCCUUGCUUGUGAAUGACUGAGAAUUUUUGGGGAAGCUGCUUUUAUACCCAAUCAUGUCACCCACCUGUUCCUAAUCAGCCUGCUCACCUGUGGGAUGUUCCAAAUAGGUGUUUGAUGAACAUUCCUCAAAUUUCUCAGUAUUUUUUGCCACCUUUCCCAACUUCUUUGUCACGUUACAGCCAUCAAAUUCAGAGUUAAUUAUUAUUUGCAAAAAAAAAUAAAGUUUAUGAGUUUGAACAUUAAAUAUCUUGUCUUUGUAGUGUAUUCAACUGAAUAUAGGUUGAAAAGGAUUUGCAAAUCAUUGUAUUCUGUUUUUAUUUACGUUUACCACAAUUUCCCAACUUCAAUGGAAUUGGGUUUUAUAAUUUGUGCAGAAUGUGGUUUGGCAUUAUCUUGCUGAUAUAUAAAAGGCUUUCCCUGACAGAGGCAUUUUCUGGAUGGCUGCAAAUGUUGCUUAUUAACUUGUCAAUAUAGUACAGCAUUAGAAUAGUCACGAGUGUAGAUGCAGGAAGCAAAAAAUAAGUUAUAACUAGUCAGUGGUGUUACUAUCAGCCCAGCGUACCAGUCUGUUCUUCAGAAAACCAUCAUCCAAAAUCCAGCCAAGUCCUUUAAUUCACAUUUUCAGCUCCUCUCUUUUGUACAUGCUCUGUUUUCAUUCUUUCAUCUUUUCUGUCUCCACUUCCCGUGGUCUCACUUUGUCGCUGCCUUGCGCUCACUAGCUCUGGUGUGAGCGACGGAUGUGGAGGUUUGUGACAUGUGAUGUGUGCACUGUUGUGGUGUUGCAGCUCAGACUGGGAGCCUGCCUGUCUUUACCACCAAAGUGUAGUACGGUCUGAUCCUGAUGUUCUCCUCCUCCUCACUUCUCCCCUGUCCUGACCUCCUGCAGCACAGUUCAUCCUCUUAGUGUUAACACUCACUGAAAAACACUCACAACAAAGCUCUGUUUAUUCUGCAGUUCAUAGCUUAGUGAUAAUAGUAGUGUAAGAGUGCAACUGAACGUAUUCACCCUCACUCACAGCACUUCACAAACUCUGUUUGGUUUUUAGUUUUGUUAGAUAUUAGCAGCAGCUGGUGAUUGAGCUCGAACUUUUCCUUGUUUCCCUUCAUCUCCCUCUUUCUAAAUGAAUAAACCAUGCAUACUCACAGCUCUGCUCAUAAUCAUCCCCUCUGUUUUUUCAGUGCUUUGCCCAACAUAAACCGGAAAGAUACUGCCCCCCCAACUUCUUACAGAGACAUCAGAUCAACACGGCAAACCAAGAAGAAGACUCGUUGUGUUUUUUUUUGGCCGACAUGAAGCUAACCGAUUUUGUUCCUGCAUGAUUUUACCUCAUGACGUGUCUUUUUUUGUGUAAUUUUCCCCAUAAAAUUGUAUUUAUUUUGUGUUGAGCCUUGUGAAUUUGAAGCCUUGUGUGUUCAGUGAAGUUGAACUUUUCUCAGUGUUUUAAAUUUCCUUGCACUCCACAGGAAGUGUGUAUCCUUGAAAAUAAAAAAUGUGUAAGGAAUAUUCCCAGGUAGAUAAGCCAGCAUAGGAGCUGCAGUGUUUGGUUUUGCUCAUUGGUUUUAAACAAGAGCAGAGCUGUAAUGCAAAGGGCUUUGAAUCAUUUGAAAUGCUCAAUUAUUCACCGAACAAUAAGCAAAUGCACAGAGCAGGAUGUGCAUUUAAGUUGCAAUAACAGAGUAGAAAACAUAGGAUUUAAACUGGCGAUUACAGUGCUUAUUAAGAUUUUAAGUGUAUUGAUCCUUAAUCAGAUGUUAAAUAAUCUGAGAUGGAUCAAAGAGCUAAGUGAUCAUAAAAAAAUUAAGUAAAAACAGAUAAAACAGUAUUAACAGUACCAUAAAUACACUGUAUUAUCAUUAAAGUCAACACAGCUUUUCACAAAUCAUCUGCAUACUUUUAUCUCAACAGAACACAACAUGCACUGAUAUAAUAUACAUGUGUUAUACAUGUUACGUUAUGCUGUGGAGGAUGAGGUGUUUAUGGUAAAGCUGAUGAAGACUGGAUUGAAAUAUUUAUCUAUGCAUUCGAGUGAACUCUAAAUUUUGACUCCUGCACUGUCUGAACCUUUAUGACACUGAGCUCUGAAUCAGAGACUCUGAGCGUCAUCGUGCCUGCUGUGCACAGGGCUGCAUUUGUACACACUGACGGGGUGUUUUUAGUAUUCUGUAUGUUUUCUUGUAUAUUAAACAAGCUGCCUUUGCCUUUGCCUGGACUUUUGUACGUUAUAAAUGACUUAUUUUCAAUGAAUGUCAAAACUGCUGGACUACUUACAGAGCCUGCUUCAAUGUUAAUUUAUUUUGUAAAAAUGUUAUUUCAAAUAUAUUGUUAAAUCUGA
Molecule: messenger RNA, 7903 nt
Organism: Xyrichtys novacula (pearly razorfish)
Lineage: Eukaryota; Metazoa; Chordata; Actinopteri; Labriformes; Labridae
Source: the annotation of a GenBank genome assembly